Messenger RNA from Cucumis sativus (cucumber), 2645 nucleotides. Its product is annotated as calcium homeostasis endoplasmic reticulum protein. Gene Ontology annotation, biological process: intracellular calcium ion homeostasis; RNA processing. The coding region runs from base 291 to 2354 and encodes 687 amino acids. The transcript has 4 exons. The record is from RefSeq and is a predicted model, not a curated record. Lineage: Eukaryota; Viridiplantae; Streptophyta; Magnoliopsida; Cucurbitales; Cucurbitaceae. Gene Ontology annotation, molecular function: RNA binding. Gene Ontology annotation, cellular component: perinuclear region of cytoplasm.
UUUUCGUCAUUUCUCUCACUCGCUCGAUGUGUUUCGUUCUACAGGAGACAUGUCGAGGGCUUUGUGAAAAAGGAAAAGAGAGAGAAAGGAAAGCUCAAGUUCUAGAGAGAGAAAAUCCUCAUUCAUCAACCAGAGGAGAGAAAAAUUCGGAGGUGGAAGACAAGUCUUUGGAGCUCAUAUUCAACAGGAGCUUAAACCUAGGGUUUCCAGUUCUUUUGUUAAGAUUGAAGAUUUUGUCGAGAUUGAGAUUGUUAUCCAGCUGAUUACUGAUACAGAAUUCUCAAUAUCUAAUGGAUCGACAGUCUCAAGACUAUGCAGCUGCUUCUGCUAUGGCUGCAUAUGCACAACAGCAAAGACAAGCAACUAAUAUGCAACAACAGCAGCCGUUUGGAUUUCAUGGCCAACAUCAACAAUUUCCUCCAUCUGUUCCAGGUCCCCCUUUCCUACCGCCACAUCCUGCUAUGCAACAGUUCCCUUAUCACCACCCUAUGCAGCAGCAACCACAACUUCACCCACAUCAUCCACCCCACCCUCACCUUCUUCAUUUUCAACAGCAGCAGCAGCCACCACCAGCUUUUGCUCCUCAUUUACCCCCACCCAUGGGUCCUUCACCUUUCCACGGGCCCUAUGAUUCUGCUCCUCCACCACAAGUCCCACCUCCUUCAGACCCCGAGCUCCAAAAACGGAUAGACAAACUUGUGGAGUAUAUCAUAAAGAAUGGCCCUGAAUUUGAGUCCAUGAUACGAGAAAAACAACAGGACAAUCCAGCAUAUGGCUUUCUCUUUGGUGGGGAGGGGCAGAGUUACUACCGUUAUAAGCUUUGGUUAAUGACUCGCCCCCAUCUUGGAGGACCCUUCAAUUCUCCCUUUCCAUCUUCAUCUGUGGCCAUGUUGCACCCUCAUCCAAAUCCUAUGACAAGCCCAUCUCCCCUUAAUGCUCCUCCAUUGAAUGCUUCUGCAUCAAUAAUUGGGGGACCUCAAAUGCAUCAAACUCCUUUUGCUUCUUUCUAUGAGCAGCAGCAACACCAUCAACAGGCUUUUGGUAUCCCUGGUCGGUCAGAUUAUGAUCAAUCAUCAAAAUCUUUUAAAGGGCUUUCUGGACCUCUUCCUUCUGAUGUUGCUUUGGAGCUCAACAAUGUACUCAGCAACCUUACUGGUGCAAAAGAAUCCAUUAAAGGUGCCAAAACUUGGUUCAUGCAGCGGUCUCCUUUUGCACCAGCCAUGGCUGAGGCACUUAGAGACAUGAUAUUUAACAUAGAUGAGUCUGAGAAGCAACUUCAUAUUAUAUACCUUGUCAAUGACAUUCUUUUUGAGAGCAUGAUGCGAAGAAUCAACUCAAAGGACCUUGACAACGAAGCUCUAGCAUUUGAACCAGUUUUAGGUUCCAUGCUUGCAAGAGUAUAUCACAACCCUCAAAUGAAGGAGGAAAGCCAGUUGAAAUUACAGAAGUUGGUACAGUUCUGGGCGUCUAAGGAAAUUUAUGAUCAGGAUACUAUUAACGCACUUGAGGGGGAAAUGAUUAAUGGGAUUCCAACUAAAGCUUUGCCAGGGCAUCCAAAAGAGCUAUCUGCUACAGUAGAUUCAGCUGCUGGAUUGACACAGCAUACAAACAACCACGCCAUGCACCAGUGGCAACCUGAUAGGCAAGGGGCCAUUCCAAGUUUUCCAGAUCAAGAACACCCAGAUAAGGCUGUUUCCUCAGGCCAGGCGCUGCCAAGAUCUGUGACGCCACAGCAAUUUCUACCAAGUACAAUACCCACUGCUGCUUUUGUAAGCUCCAUUCCUUUGCCAACUUCUGUUCAACCACCAAACCAACAGCCCAACGCCCAAUUAAUGCCACCACAGCCUGCUGCUGUGGGUGAAAAAUUGCCACCAUAUCCUUUGUUCCCUCCUGGUCUUAUUCCUGGAAUGGUGAGAAAAAUGCAGAUUGGAAGUGGAGUCCCAUAUUCUCCCAUGAGCCCUUUGGAUAUUCCAACUGUAAUUCCUCCAUCCACUAUAUCUCCCUCUGAAGUUCUUGAAAGAGUGUCUAAGUUCUUUAAAGAGAUUGGUGAGGUUAAUCCCUCAGAAGGACCCAUGGGUUCUGAUGGAAAAGACGAUGAUUUUGAGUAUGAAAGAGAGCCACCUGUACGUAAGGGUGGAGCUUGCAUUCCUCCUCCUCCCAACCUUCAGGUUGACCCAGAGACAGGUGCUUACGCUGAUGGAAGUGUAGAUCGAAAGGGCUCAGGAAGAUUAGGACUUGGAGCAACAACCAACCCAAACGAGGAUAGUCAAUAUGAUGAUGUUUACACUUCUUAUAGAAAACAAAGAAGUACCAAUUACCACUCCUCUAUGAGCGCAAGGGCCACAACAAAGUGAAGAAACAUUUCUAUUUAAUUACUAGGAGAGACCUCAUAGUUUGGAACAUAUAACAUACCAGCCUUUUUCUGUUUACUUCUAAGUUUUGCUAGAUUUGUUCAUCAUUAGGUCAUUAGCAUCGGACCCAACCGGCUGAACUGUGUAUUUAGUUCUGAUCUAAAUGAUCAUUCUCAAGAAAGACAGACGUUACAAAUUGAGACUCAAUUGUUUUUUUGUUUUUUUCUUGGAUUUUGACUUCUCGAGUAAAUUGAACAGUGAGUUUUAUGGUGCAUGGAUUAACAGUUGGCUUAA